This is a messenger RNA of Eurytemora carolleeae, 2099 nucleotides long. RefSeq names its product ATP-dependent RNA helicase dbp2. Gene Ontology annotation, cellular component: nucleus; cytoplasm; ribonucleoprotein complex. The record is from RefSeq and is a predicted model, not a curated record. The transcript has 8 exons. The coding region runs from base 426 to 2039 and encodes 537 amino acids. NCBI's taxonomy places the organism in Eukaryota, Metazoa, Arthropoda, Copepoda, Calanoida, Temoridae. Gene Ontology annotation, molecular function: RNA helicase activity; RNA binding; ATP binding.
CCUAGUUUCAUUUAUCUAUCUAUAACUCCGCCAUUGUAUCUUGGACUACACACGAACAACUACGUUACUAUUUAGCUCUCAAUUUACACCUUUUAGUAACGUUUAUACAGGUGGUAUGUGCUUGGCUGGAGCAGGGCCCGCCCUGUCCCCGUCGAUCAUGCCACUCCCACGGGGUGAGGUACAAACGCAACCCAGCAGAUGUUGGGUCCUGGUUGAACCAGGGGUAUCCGGCGAGAUAUUUACUCGUGAGCCACCUUUGUAUUUGGUCCACCUUGAGGUGGGCAGUUCUGCCACGCCCUCAGUUGCCUAGCUGCUCAGGCCGACACUAAGCUUGGAGACAUGGAUUCCAAGGCAGUGUUAGUGCCUGGGUGCCUUGAAGUAACUUGAGGAGAUUGGCUGUAUAAUGGAUUAAUAUUAAACAAAGGAUGUCCAGAUAUGAGAGCAGAGACAGGGGCUACGGAGGUAGUCGGGGCGGAGAUAGUAGGGGUGGGGGUGGAAGGAGUAGUUAUGGAGGCGGAGGCGGUGGGUAUGGUGGUGGAUAUGGAGGUGGUGGUGGCGGAUACGGAGGAGGCGGUGGUGGAAGUAUGAAAGGAAAGCAGCCUGGAGGAAAUCUCCGAGCUGUUAACUGGAAGAAUCAUGAUCUUAAACCCUUCACAAAGGAUUUCUACAACCCAGCUCCCCACAGCAAGAACGCUGACGUUAGGACCGUCGAGAAGUUCAGGAAUGAACACGAGAUCGUGAUCAUGAAGGGUUUGGAGAGAACCCCUAACCCUAUCUUCGAGUUUGCCGACGGAAACUUCCCCGACUACAUCAACAAAGAAGUUCAACGUGCUGGAUUUACCCGACCUACUCCUAUCCAGGCUCAAGGAUUCGCUAUUGCCCUCCAGGGUCAUGAUUUUGUCGGGAUUGCGCAGACCGGAUCCGGGAAAACUCUUGGAUUUAUGCUGCCUGGUAUUAUUCACUGUAAUAACCAGGAUUAUCUGGCCCGAGGAGAUGGACCUAUUGUACUUGUCCUUGCACCAACUAGGGAGCUCGCACAGCAGAUCCAGGAGGUUGCCCAGAAGUUUGGUCAAAGCAGUAGGAUUAAGAAUACUUGCGUCUUCGGAGGAGCCCCGAAGGGACCUCAGCUGAGGGACCUAGAGAACGGUUGCGAGAUUGUUAUAGCUACACCCGGUAGAUUGAUCGAUUUUCUGGAAAUGGGCAAGAUCAACUUGAGAAGAGUUACCUACCUGUGUCUGGACGAAGCUGAUAGAAUGUUGGAUAUGGGUUUCGAACCCCAGAUCAGGAAGAUUCUUGAACAGAUCCGACCUGACCGACAAGUUCUCAUGUGGUCCGCUACCUGGCCCAAGGAGGUUAAACAGCUUGCCCAUGACUUCUUGCACAAGGAUUACAUUCAUAUCAACAUCGGAUCCCAGGACCUGAGCGCUAACCACAACAUUUUACAGAUUGUCGACGUUUGUGAUGAGCACCAGAAAGAGUCUAAGCUAGCUAAGCUCCUUGAAGAGAUUGGUUCAGACGCUUCGGCCAAGAUUAUCAUCUUUGUCGAGACCAAGCGUAAGGCCGACGAGUUGACGCGUCUGAUGAGACGUGAUGGAUGGCCGGCCAUGUGUAUUCACGGAGAUAAACAGCAGAAGGAGAGAGAUUGGGUUCUUGGAGAGUUUAAAACCGGAAGUACAACCAUCUUGGUCGCUACAGAUGUCGCUGCUCGUGGUUUGGAUGUCGACGAUAUUAAGUUCGUUAUUAACUACGAUUACCCCAACAACAGCGAAGACUACAUUCACAGAAUAGGACGUACCGGCAGGAAAGGAAACACCGGAACCUCUUACACCUUGUUCACUCCAACCAAUGGAUCUAAAGCUAGAGAUCUAAUCAGCGUACUAACCGAAGCCAAGCAGGUUGUAAACCCACGACUUCAAGAAUUAGUCGGAGCUGGAGGAUUCAGAGGUAGAGACAGAUAUGGUGGAGGAGGUCGUGGUGGCGGACGAGGCGGUGGAGGUGGCCGAUAUGGUGGUGGCGGAGGAGGAGGUGGAAGAUGGUAACUUACUGAAAUAGAUAUUGUGCAUUUUCUGACCAAAUAUAUUGUUUGUAAAUUGUUCUAA